Messenger RNA from Maniola jurtina (meadow brown), 985 nucleotides. RefSeq names its product elongin-C (gene EloC). NCBI's taxonomy places the organism in Eukaryota, Metazoa, Arthropoda, Insecta, Lepidoptera, Nymphalidae. Gene Ontology annotation, biological process: ubiquitin-dependent protein catabolic process. The transcript has 4 exons. The coding region runs from base 165 to 602 and encodes 145 amino acids. Gene Ontology annotation, cellular component: elongin complex. The record is from RefSeq and is a predicted model, not a curated record. Gene Ontology annotation, molecular function: protein-macromolecule adaptor activity.
CUGUGGUCAAUUUGAUAUUGACAUUGACAUUUGAUUGUCAUUUUUUUGAAAUUGUUGAAAAUAACCUUACUCAUCUUUUCGUAAAAUCAAUUUCUAUUUAAAUACAAUAAAAAUUUUAAAGCCUUCAUCAGUGUAUUUGAUAUAGUAACUUCUGUGACAGAACCAUGUCGGAGCAGAAUGUUGGGUCAGCCCCACCUUCGGCAGCCCCUUCUGCCACUAGUGUGGGUGAGGAGCAGAGAUCUACCAGCAUUGCUCCAGGCUCUGGUGGAUCUGAAGAGAAGGUGUACGGAGGCUGUGAGGGCCCGGACGCUAUGUAUGUGAAGCUGGUGUCCUCUGAUGGCCACGAGUUCAUCGUAAAGAGGGAGCAUGCCCUCACGUCUGGCACCAUUAAAGCUAUGCUGAGUGGCCCCGGACAGUUUGCAGAAAAUGAGGCAAAUGAAGUCAACUUUAGGGAGAUUCCAUCACACGUCCUUCAGAAGGUAUGCAUGUACUUCACAUACAAGGUGCGUUACACAAACUCUUCCACUGAGAUCCCUGAGUUUCCCAUCGCCCCAGAGAUUGCCCUUGAACUUCUCAUGGCUGCCAACUUCCUCGACUGUUAGUUGAUAUUAAAAAGAAAACAUGUUUCAACUAAAUCCUGGUGUAUCUUUUUUGGCUACCGUCUGUUUCAAUCUCUGUGAAAUCACAAUCACAUGAACAAAAAGAAUUUGUGAUUUAUUUUAGUGGUACAUUAUUUCAACAAUUUAGUAUAUUGGAAAUAGGUGAAAUGUAGGUAUUACUGUGCUAAGCAGCUUCUGUAAAGAAUAAGUUGACUCCAAAAAUACAAAAUAGACUUUAAGUUAAUUAUUAUAUUACGUAGUUCUUGUAUAGGUACAUUUUUCAAUACAUAUUUAUUUAAUAAAAUAAAUAAGCCUUUUGUCUGAGUCUUUUUGAAAUAAAAAUAUUAAUGCAUCCAACAUAAUCUUGAUCUAGCCAUCGCGGCCCA